AUGUCGACUUCAGCACCGAGGAUACAAGCAAUUGCGAUCGUCUCGCCAAAGAGCGGGCCCAUCUACGUCCGCCAGUUCGGCAAAACACCAGCAGAGUCCACCGCAGCAGACCUUCGAUACCACUACUUCGCUCAUGCCGCCUUAGAUGUGAUGGACGAGCGCAGUGGCGCAUCACGCGCCAACGCGGAGCAGUACCUUGGCCUGCUCUACACACUCGAAGACUUGGCCAUCUAUGGCUUCCAGACCUGCACGAAGCUUCGCUUUCUCAUUAUGCUCUCGCUGACGGACUACGCGGUGCGGGACAUCGACAUGCUCACCUUGUUUCGGGCGGUGUAUACCUCCUAUCUCAAGUACUCGGCCAAUCCGUUCCACGCGUUGCCGCCAACGUCUUUUGCGGGCGCAGAAGGAGACACGGAAACAGUGGCGAAAGCGCAAGACGAGCUGCGACAGAGACAGCAGCUCAGUGUUCCUGUCAACUGCAGACAGAUCAAGAGCACAGCUUUUGACGCCCGCAUCGAUCGCAUCGUCUUUGGUGCCGCCGCCUCAGCUCCUCCACCAGCAAGUAAGGACGGUGUGACGUUGGCCAAGUCAGCAGCUGUCACCGCUGGUCGGUGA
Messenger RNA from Kalmanozyma brasiliensis GHG001, 615 nucleotides. Its product is annotated as Sedlin. Gene Ontology annotation, cellular component: cytoplasm; TRAPP complex; nucleus. The transcript has 2 exons. NCBI's taxonomy places the organism in Eukaryota, Fungi, Basidiomycota, Ustilaginomycetes, Ustilaginales. The coding region runs from base 1 to 615 and encodes 204 amino acids. The record is from RefSeq and is a predicted model, not a curated record. Gene Ontology annotation, biological process: endoplasmic reticulum to Golgi vesicle-mediated transport.